CGGCUCCCCCUCACAGCUCGGAACCGACCUCAGCAGCAGCGGCAGCACCAUGUCUGGCAGAGGCAAGGGCGGGAAGGGGCUCGGCAAGGGGGGCGCCAAGCGGCACCGCAAGGUGCUGCGCGACAACAUCCAGGGCAUCACCAAGCCGGCCAUCCGCCGCCUGGCUCGGCGCGGCGGCGUGAAGCGCAUCUCGGGGCUCAUCUACGAGGAGACGCGCGGCGUGCUGAAGGUCUUCCUGGAGAACGUGAUCCGCGACGCCGUCACCUACACGGAGCACGCCAAGAGGAAGACGGUCACGGCCAUGGAUGUGGUCUACGCCCUCAAGCGCCAGGGACGCACCCUCUACGGCUUCGGCGGCUAAAGCUCUCCGCUCCCGCACCAUUUCGAGAACCCAAAGGCUCUUUUAAGAGCCACCCACUUCAUCCUGAGAAGAGCUGUGACAUUGUUUUCCCUGAAAGGACAUCUGACACGUCUGACCUGCAAUUUCUAAAGCUUACUAAAAUUGGUCAUUAUGGACUACUGCUAAUGCUUAACAAUCAGAUAAGUGCGAUCUGACGUUUAAAUUUUGCUAUUCACGGUGAAGUUCUGUUGGCUGUGUAAGAGAGACCCUUGUUCAUGUGCUCCUUAAAUAACCGUGCAAAUGUACCCUACUAAAAAUCAUUCUAAGUGCUCUUAGCAAUUACAACAACGUGUUUUUUACCUUGCUUUAUAAUUUUUGUUGAUUUAAGCAUAAAUACCUGGAAUGCUAUUCAAUGUCCUGGACUUUUUGAUUAACUUAGUAGAUAAUCCCCUGCAAGGAAGAAAGGGAAACCAAUGUAUCACCUUAUGAAAAGUCUGUAUGUUGCUCUGAGAUUUUCUUUUUGAUAAUUUAAAAUAAACUAUUUUAUUUGCUAUAACCUGUC
Molecule: messenger RNA, 902 nt
Organism: Phalacrocorax carbo (great cormorant)
Lineage: Eukaryota; Metazoa; Chordata; Aves; Suliformes; Phalacrocoracidae
Source: RefSeq, a predicted model, not a curated record